AUGGUUCAGUCCGCAGUUCUCGGUUUCCCCCGUAUGGGUGUUAACCGUGACCUGAAGAAGGCCACCGAAGCUUACUGGGGUGGAAAGAUUUCUCAGACUGAGCUCCUCGCUGAGGCCAAGAGACUUCGUCUGGCUCACUGGAAGAUCCAGAAGGAUGCCGGCGUCGACAUCAUCCCCAGCAACGACUUUGCCCUGUACGACCAGGUUCUCUCUCACAUCCAGGACUUUGGUGCUGUUCCUGAGCGUUACACCAAGGAUGGCCUUGACACUGUUGACCAGUACUUCGCCAUGGGCCGUGGCCACCAGAAGGGAGGCGUCGAUGUCCCCAGUCUGGAGAUGGUCAAGUGGUUCGACUCCAACUACCACUACGUCAAGCCUACCCUCCAGGAUGGCCAGACCUUCAAGCUGACCGCCACCCCCAAGGCCGUUGCCGAGUUCAACGAGGCCAAGGAGGCUGGCGUCACUACCCGCCCCGUCCUGGUCGGCCCUGUGAGCUUCCUGCACCUCGGAAAGGCCGACCGUGGCCAGUCCGUCGACCCCAUCGACCUGCUCGACAGCCUUCUGCCUGUCUACGAGCAGCUCCUCGUCCAGCUCAAGGAGGCUGGCGCUGAGACUGUCCAGAUCGACGAGCCCGUCCUCGUCUUCGAUCUCCCUGCCAAGACCAAGGCUGCUUUCAAGCCCGCCUAUGAGAAGUUCGCCAGCCUCGGCGACAAGAUCCCCAAGCUGGUCUUCACCACCUACUUCGGUGACAUCGUCCACAACCUUGACCUCCUCCCCAAGGACAUCUAUGCCAUCCACAUUGACCUUGUCCGCAACCCCGAGCAGCUCGACGCCGUUCUCGGUGCUCUCGGCCCCAAGACCGUCCUGUCCGCCGGUGUUGUCGACGGACGAAACAUCUGGAAGACCAACCUGAAGCGCGCCAUCGAAACCGUUGAGACCGCCGUCCAGAAGCUCGGCAAGGACCGUGUCAUUGUCGCUACCUCCUCCUCUCUCCUCCACACCCCCCACACCCUCGCCAGCGAGAAGAAGCUGGACGCUGAGAUUGCCGAUUGGUUCUCUUUCGCCUCCGAGAAGGUGGUCGAGGUUGCCGUCAUCGCCAAGGCCGUGACUGAGGGCCCUGCCGCCGUCCGUGAGCAGCUCGAGGCCAACGCCAAGUCCAUCCAGGCUCGUGCCACCUCUCCCCGCACCAACGACCCCAAGGUCAAGGACCGCCAGUCCAAGAUUGUCCCUGCCGACUACAACCGAAAGUCCGAGUUCCCUGUCCGUAUCGAUGCUCAGCAGAAGAAGCUCAACCUCCCCCUGUUCCCCACCACCACCAUUGGUUCCUUCCCCCAGACCAAGGAGAUUCGUCUGUCACGAAACAAGUUGACCAAGGGCGAGAUCACCGCCCAGGAGUACGACUCCUUCAUUGAGCAGGAGAUCCGGGACAACGUCAAGAUCCAGGAGGAGCUUGGCAUUGACGUCUUCGUUCACGGUGAACCUGAGCGUAACGACAUGGUCCAGUACUUCGGUGAGCGCCUGGACGGCUAUGCCUUCACCACCCACGCUUGGGUUCAGAGCUACGGCUCUCGAUGCGUCCGACCCCCCAUCAUUGUCGGUGACAUCUCCCGUCCCGCCCCCAUGACCGUCAAGGAGUCCAAGUACGCCGUCUCCGUUUCCAGCAAGCCCAUGAAAGGUAUGCUGACUGGACCCGUCACUUGCUUGCGAUGGUCUUUCCCUCGUGACGACGUCCACCAGUCCGUCCAGGCCGAGCAGCUUGCUCUGGCUCUCCGUGACGAGGUCGUCGACCUCGAGAAGGCCGGCGUCGACGUCAUCCAGGUCGAUGAGCCUGCUCUCCGCGAGGGUCUCCCUCUCCGCUCCGGCACUGAGCGUGAUGCCUACCUCAAGUGGGCUGUCAACGCUUUCCGCCUGUCCACCACCGGCGUUGAGGACUCCACCCAGAUCCACUCUCACUUCUGCUACUCUGAGUUCCAGGACUUCUUCCACGCCAUCGCUGCCCUCGAUGCCGAUGUUCUGUCCAUCGAGAACAGCAAGUCUGAUGCCAAGCUGCUGAGCGUCUUCGUCGACUCUGCCUACCCCCGCCACAUCGGACCUGGUGUCUACGACAUCCACUCUCCCCGUGUUCCCAGCGAGCAGGAGAUCAAGGACCGCAUCGAGGAGAUGCUUCAGUACCUCAAGCCUGAGCAGCUCUGGAUCAACCCUGACUGCGGUCUCAAGACCCGUCAGUGGAAGGAGACCAAGGAGGCUCUCGCUAACAUGAUUGCCGCCACCAAGUACUUCCGUGCCAAGUACGCCAAAUAA
Trichoderma aggressivum f. europaeum is the source of this 2301-nucleotide messenger RNA. RefSeq lists its product as uncharacterized. Gene Ontology annotation, molecular function: 5-methyltetrahydropteroyltriglutamate-homocysteine S-methyltransferase activity; zinc ion binding. The transcript is spliced from 3 exons. The record is from RefSeq and is a predicted model, not a curated record. The coding region runs from base 1 to 2301 and encodes 766 amino acids. NCBI's taxonomy places the organism in Eukaryota, Fungi, Ascomycota, Sordariomycetes, Hypocreales, Hypocreaceae.